Messenger RNA from Talaromyces marneffei, 1371 nucleotides. RefSeq lists its product as uncharacterized. Gene Ontology annotation, cellular component: endoplasmic reticulum membrane. Gene Ontology annotation, biological process: CAAX-box protein processing. NCBI's taxonomy places the organism in Eukaryota, Fungi, Ascomycota, Eurotiomycetes, Eurotiales, Trichocomaceae. The record is from RefSeq and is a predicted model, not a curated record. The transcript is spliced from 5 exons. Gene Ontology annotation, molecular function: metalloendopeptidase activity. The coding region runs from base 1 to 1371 and encodes 456 amino acids.
AUGAUUAACAACUUGCUACAGGCACUCGCGCGGUUCCUGGACCGCCCGCUCUUCCCAUGGAAGACGGUGCUGGUUGGCUUCUCUCUAGGUCAAUAUGUCUUUGAGAGCUUCCUUUCGUUACGCCAAUAUCGUGUUCUCCAGCAUACCAAGCCCCCAAAGGUCUUAGAAGGUGAAAUCACAGAGAAAGUGUUUGAGGAUAGUCAGACAUACGGUCGCGCAAAAGCAAAAUUCGGUUUCUUCUCUGGUAUCUAUGGUCAGCUCCAGAACUUGGUUUUCAUCUACUACGACUUCUUGCCGAAAAUAUGGGCAUUGACUGGCGUUUGGCUCGUUCGUUACUUCCCAUCCUGGUCACAGGGUGAAAUUGGACAUACAUUGCUGUUCUUCUUCGCCUUCAACAUUCUGACCACUAUCUUGUCGCUUCCAAUUUCAUACUACAGCACAUUCGUUCUCGAGGAAAAAUUCGGUUUUAACAAACAGACUGUGGGACUAUGGAUUACGGAUAUGUUGAAGGGUCAGGCUCUUGGUCUUGUUCUAGGUGGUCCCAUCAUGGCUGCUGUGCUCAAGAUCAUCCAGAAGACUGGUAACGAAUUCUUCUACUACCUUUGGAUCUUCAGCAUUCUUGUUCAGGUCUUCGCUAUUACGAUCUACCCGAUUGUUAUCUUGCCCAUGUUCAACAAACUCUCGCCUUUAGAGCCUGGCCUCAUCAAGACUGGGGUUGAAGAUCUCGCUCAAAAGCUCAAAUUCCCGUUGCAUGACAUUUACUCUAUUGAUGGCAGUAAGCGAAGCGCCCAUAGCAAUGCCUAUUUCUUUGGAUUCCCCUGGAAGAAGCACAUUGUGAUCUACGACACUCUUAUGGAGAAGAGCGAGCCUGAAGAGGUUGUUGCUGUUCUUAGCCAUGAAUUAGGUCACUGGAAGCUUGGACACACUACCAAGUUGUUUGGAAUUGCUCAGGCCCACAUGCUUUAUAUCUUUGCUUUGUUCACUGCGUUUGUCAACAAUAAAUCCUUAUUCCAAUCAUUCGGUUUCCACAACGAACAGCCUAUCAUGAUUGGCUUCUUGCUCUUUUCAGACGCUUUGGCACCUAUGGAUGCUGUUGUGAAAUUCUUGAUGAACAUUCUCAGCCGCAAGUUUGAAUUUGAAGCGGAUGCCUUUGCAGCCAACCUUGGACAGUCAAAGCUCCUUGCACAAUCGCUUCUCAAGCUCCAAAUCCAAAAUCUCAGCACAAUGGAUGCUGACUGGAUGUACGCUAGUUACCACUAUUCCCACCCCAUUCUCACGGAGCGUUUGGCUGCGCUUGGAUGGAAGGGUAAAGGAGCAGAAAAGGCCGAGGAUAGUGAGAAGCCUGUUAAGGCUGCGGAUAGGGAGUUGUAA